Molecule: messenger RNA, 569 nt
Organism: Phlebotomus argentipes
Lineage: Eukaryota; Metazoa; Arthropoda; Insecta; Diptera; Psychodidae
Exons: 2
Coding region: 126-467 (113 amino acids)
Source: RefSeq, a predicted model, not a curated record
CAAUUGCCCCAGAAAAAGUACACCGCCCGGGUGAUAUAAAAGACAUGCUCAGCACGGUGAAAAUUAUCAUUCCUCCGUUGCACUUCAGCUGAACACUCAGUACAACCCCAAACCAACCCUCCAACAUGAAGGUCUUCGCUCUGAUUGCUGCCCUCUUCGUGGCUACCGUGGCUGGAUCUGGUCUCAUCGAGAACAGGCUCAUCCACAGUGAGAGAUUCGGACACGCUCUCUUCAGGGAGGGUGGAGCUCUGGCCGCCCCCAUCUACCGCAACGACCUCAUCCACCCCAUCACCUACAACAACUACGACGGCAUCUACCACCCAUACGCCUACGAUGGCACCUACCACCACGCCCCUCUGGACGCCUACAACUACCGCACCUACACGGGCCCCUAUGACUUCCGCAGCGAGGCCAUCACCGCCGAUCUGCGCUACAACCUCCCAUACGGAUACGCCCGCCACUUCUAAUUUAUCGCAUUCCGAUCCAUUUCCGUGCGCUGAGUGCCAUUUUGGGUGAAUAAAUGUUGUAAAUUAAUAACUUAAAAAGCCUGUUUUUCAACAUCCGCAUUC